AUGAAAGGACUGUGGUCCAACUAUGGACGAAACCGACCUCUUCUCGCCCUCUUCGCUCUCUUUGUUGUUUGGAAAUCUUUAAUCGCUCUACUCGUUCUGGCUGCCCCUGGUGUCGGAUACGACACGUCGACCAGUCUCCUGGCCGCUCGCCCUGGCCGCGACAAUGUCGCGUUCAAUAACCCAGAACCGAUGCCUAGCUCCUGGCUAAAGUUCGUACGCUGGGAUGCUAUAUACUUCACGCACAUGUCCCAACAGGGACACGUCUUCGAGCAGGAGUGGGCGUUUGGAAUCGGCUUGUCAACAGGAAUAUCUCGAACUGCGAGGUUCCUUUCUGCGCUGGGCGUAAGCGAUCAACUAUCUUCAACACUCGCUGGCAUUGUUUUGUCUCACACAUCUCAUUGGCUAUCUGUGCUUCAGCUUUGGGCUUUGACCAAGUCUAUUGCUGAAGAAAUGCAAUGUCUGAGCUACUCUAACGUACCUCUCAAUGCUGCGGCGCUGCAUAUCAUCUCUCCAGCAGGGGUUUUUCUCUCGGCUCCAUAUUCAGAAAGCCUCUUCUCAUUCCUGGCCAUGUCUGCCUUUCUCAGCUUUGUUUAUGCGCUUCAGCGGUUCAACCAAAAUCAAACCGUAGCGGCAUCUACGAGUAUGGUCCUGGCUGGUCUUACAUCAUGCGCCGCCACUAUAAUUCGAAGCAACGGGAUCCUGGCUGGGAUACCAUUCCUCUUCGAAGCGAUAGCUACGGCAUUGAGCAUCCUGUACCAGGGUCUUUCGACGGUGCGGAUGACCAAACUUGCGUCGCUCGUCGCUGGUGGACUCUUGGUGGGUAUUGGUCUGGCGUACCCGCAGUUCUUGGCUUAUAAGGAGUACUGCUAUGGCCGGGAACCUGACGACAGGAGACCUUGGUGCAACCUGACGCUCCCGUCUAUCUUCACUUGGGUGCAGUCUCAUUACUGGAACGUAGGCCCAUUCCGCUACUGGACGGUGCCAAACCUCCCGUUGUUUCUUCUCGCCGGUCCCUCGCUUUGGCUCUUGACAUACUCGGCGGUCGAUGCCUUACGGAACCCUUCGAGUCUGGUGCCAGGACUGUCUUCUGUCUCAGCCGCAUCGAUCUCAUCUAUCCAAAAACGUAUCAUAAUGAGUCUUGCGUUGCCGCAACUUUUGCUGGCAAUCCUCGCCCUGACGAGUUAUCAUGUACAGAUCAUCACCAGGCUGUCAUCCGGGUAUCCGUUAUGGUACAUAUGGCUGGCGUGCAAGCUGACCGACGAGCCGAGGACAGCUUCGCUGGCUAUCCGGUGGAUGGUGCUCUACGCCUUUAUCCAGGCCGGGCUAUUCUCGUGCUUUCUUCCCCCAGCUUGA
Cladophialophora yegresii CBS 114405 is the source of this 1353-nucleotide messenger RNA. RefSeq lists its product as uncharacterized. The record is from RefSeq and is a predicted model, not a curated record. Lineage: Eukaryota; Fungi; Ascomycota; Eurotiomycetes; Chaetothyriales; Herpotrichiellaceae. Bases 1 to 1353 code for a protein of 450 amino acids. Gene Ontology annotation, biological process: GPI anchor biosynthetic process. The transcript has 3 exons. Gene Ontology annotation, molecular function: GPI mannosyltransferase activity; alpha-1,6-mannosyltransferase activity. Gene Ontology annotation, cellular component: endoplasmic reticulum membrane; mannosyltransferase complex.